Ceraceosorus bombacis is the source of this 6088-nucleotide messenger RNA. The record is from the annotation of a GenBank genome assembly. Lineage: Eukaryota; Fungi; Basidiomycota; Exobasidiomycetes; Ceraceosorales; Ceraceosoraceae.
AUGUCGUCCGCAGGCAGUCCUUCGCGCGCGCGGCAAGCAGAAGAAGAUUCUCAAGAUUCCGGAGAAGACAUUGCAGGAGGAAAUAAGCGCGGACUGAUCGCUGGUAGCGAAGAGGAUGCGGAGGAGGAUGAUUCGAGCGAGGAGGAUGAGGAUGAUGAUCCGGAAGAAGCGCGCAGGAUCGCUCAAGGGUUCAUCGUGGAUGAGGAGGAGGAUGAGGAGCAGGAAGAUGACGACGAGCAGGAAAGGAGGAGAAAGAGGAAGCGGAGAAAACAAAAGAGGAGAAGACAGCUCGGUGAGUCUUCUUUUGGGGUAAGAGGCAGCGACGCGAUGGAGAGAGAGAGAGAGUGCGAGAAAAAGGGUGUGGGGCUGAUCGCACGCCGCAUGUAUGCAUCGCUGCCUUGCCGUUUUCCCUACCACCGUACAGAGGAAGAGAAUGAGGAGCUGGACGAAGACGAUUUGGAUCUGCUGGCAGAGAACACUGGCGUCAAGCGAAGAAAAGAGGAGAGGAAACUCAAACGUUUUCGUCGAGGUUCAGCUACGCCCGCGCCCGAACCUCGUCCCGAUUCGCGUCCCGAAGAUCUGAGUCACAUGUUCGACGAUGAUGACGAGGAUGGUCCAGCUGCAGCUGUCGCUGCAACUGCUAAAAGGCGCGCAGACACUUAUGAGGAGGAGGAGGAGGAGGAGGAGGAUGACGGCUUGCCAUCGGCUGCCAAUGCCCUUCGUCGCACGACGGAUGCAAGAUCGAGGCGUGAGCGCGAUUUGGCCGCUCAAGCUGCUCCUUCUGGCUUCGAAGACGACAUGGAAGAUUUCAUCGACGAUGAUGAGGAUUCCGACAUGGACGCAUCCAUCUCUGACGGAGAGAGGGAAGCUCGUCGAGCGGAAAAGCGCAGAUUGAGAAAGGAAGAGAGGGAAGCGAGAAAGGCUUCCAAAUCCGGCUUGGACCUCGACCCUACGCGCGCGGGCAUCGAUCAGGAUCAGUGGGAAGAGCUCAAUGAUGUGUUUGGAAAUGGCGAAGAUUACGCUUGGGCUUUCAAAAAGGGCGAUAGGGAAGGCGAAGAGGGAGCGCUGGAAGAAGAAGAAGAAGACGAAAUGUACGAGGAUGAGCUGGCGGAUGAGCAGAGAAAGAAGAAGCUCGAGUUCAAAGACGUGAGUACAGCAUUUUUUGUGCACCUUCUUUGUUCGUCUCAGCGCUUGACUUGACGCUCCCUGCCAUGCUCGCGCCAACACAUGCAGAUCUUUGAGCCGGCUGCGAUCAAGGAGCGCAUGCUGACCGACGACGACGACCGCAUCCGUCGAGCCGACUUUCCCGAGCGGUGGCAACUGGCACUGCCGGGCGAGGAUGGGCUGCAGCUGCUAGAGAGACAACUCACCUCUUCCGAGCUGGACGAUGCAGCUCGAUGGGUCAAUGCACGCAUAUCGCAACGAUGCUACAGGCUCUUCCUCUCGCCCGAAGGCGAGUUCAAUCAAUUCUUGGGCGUCUGGCAGCAAUGCGUUCGCACGACUGUUGCGCACGUCUUGAACAAGCGCAGAGAUGCCAUGUAUCUGUACGUCCAUCAUGCGGACGAGCAUGAGCUCAGGACGCAGCACAAUUUCGGCGCGGGAAAUAGACAGGGAGCUACGAUCAUCACGCUGCUCAACAGGCGCGAUUUGCAGAGCCUCGUCUCGGCUUGCUUGCGCUUCAAAUCCCUGCUGGCUCGCAAGGACAGCUUAAGAAAGUUGUUCGAGCGACUGCUUCAGGACGACGUCAACGCCACUCAGGAAAAUCAGUCGCUGGCUGUCGCGCCGAUCGUGCCCAAGGGAGCACCUAGUCAAGAGCAACGCAACGAGUUUGCGCAGCUGCUUGCGCGCGCAGAGAGCACAGAGGAGGUCGCGGAUGUGGCGGAUUGGCUCAAUAUGCAGUUUGGCCAGAAGCUGCGGGACGCGCAGGCUAUAGAGACGGGCCUGUCCCUCAAUGGCGGAUCAGCAACGACCUUCAAGAAGCCCGCGAUCGUCAGUCGAUACGAGCGCGUCAAAGCUACGAUGGCGUUGGACUUUGCUCGCAAGGUGGCCAUGCCCGCUGCGCACCUCUACAAGAAUUACGAAGCUGCGCACGGUAGACCGUACACUUGGCAAGAUCCGACAGAGGACCCAGCCACGCUAGCUGGUCAGUACUUUGACGCGGCUGCCAACAUGCUCUCGGCGGAGCGCGUCUUGGACGAAGCCAAGCUGCUGCUGGCAAACGAGAUUGGACGUGAUCCAUCGAUGAGGCAAGUGGUGCGCAGUCUGUUUAGAGACUUUGCCUUCGUCAGCGUCGCUCCGACAGAACGCGGCGAGUCGGUGAUUCACGAGGAACAUCCAUUCUACAAUUUCAAGUACCUGAUAUCGAAGCCCGUGCCCGAGUUCAGGGAGCAUCAAGCUCCAAUGGAAGGUCAGCUGGCUCCGGCCGUGCCGAAUCCUGUUCAAUUUCUGCUCAUGCUCGAAGCGGAAGAGAAGCUGCUGGUCAAUAUCGACGUUCGACUCUCUCCUCACCAGGUUCAAGGCUUUGAGGAUCGCUUGACCGCUAAUUUUGCAGGAGAACAUUCCACUGCGACUUCGUACGCGUGGACGGACUUUAGGAGGGAAGUCAUCAAGGCUGCGUUGGAGGACUUUCUGCUGCCCGUGGGAAAGACUUGGGUCAAGGAGUGGUUGAGAGAGGAGUGCCAAGACUGGCUUGGGCGUGCUUGCGAGGUUCAACUGAGUAGGGUGAGUUGGUUGCGUGCGAUUGUAGAAUGCUGUAUAGACCCUGACUCGGCGCGCUGGAAUGGCUUCUUUACGCGCAGCGCAUCGAUUGCAAACCUUACCAGUCGAAGUCGAUGCAUGCUCGACUUCGCGACGAGAAGGACGCUCCAAGCCAAUGGGACGCGGAACAGGAUGAUGAGGACGACACGCUAGUCGGCGACAAGCACUCUAGCACAGUCCCUUCUGUUCUCGCAAUCUCUGCUGGCCAAGGAGACCCGCGAAGAGACACUACGAAGGCCGUCUUUCUCAACGCACGCGGCAAGCUCAUCGAGGGCAGCACAUUUGAUGGACUUGCGCCUCCGCGAGGACACGCAAACGAUGCGGGUGUGUCCUUGCAGCGCAUCGACGAGCGCGAUCUGACAUCGCUGCCCAGCAAGGACAGAGAGACCUACCAAUCUCGCAUGGCCUUUAUCGACUUGCUGAAGAGACGAAGACCAGACGUUGUUGUGGUCAACGGCUUUAGCGCUCGCACCGUGGCGCUCAGAUCGCUGGCACAGCUGAUGGCUACCAAGGCAGAGGAAGAGCUCGUGUCAGAAAGCAGAUUGCCACCUCUUGGUACGCCACAAGGCACAGCGGAGCGCGAAAAGCUCUGCAUCGACGUCAUCUCUGUGGACGACGAUGUUGCUCGUCUUUAUCAGCACAGCGCGCGAGCAGCGGACGAACAUCCCUCGCUGGACGUCUUGACCCGCUACUGCGUCGCUCUGGCUCGAUAUGCCCAAUCGCCGCUGAACGAAUUUGCGGCGCUGGAAGAAGGCGAUUUGCUUUCCGUUCGGUACGACGCCAAUCAGCAGCUCUUGCCCAAAGCCAAGCUGGCCAUGCACCUCGAAAGAGCCAUCUCCGCUUCGGUCUGCCACAUGUGCAUCGACAUCAAUCGAGCAUCCACGGACGCUUACUAUGCAGCUAUGCUCAAGUUCGUCAGCGGACUGGGUCCACGCAAAGCUACUGCGCUGAUUCAGACCAUCAAGGCUGAGCUCGAGGGUGUGGUGAUCAACAGGCUCAGCUUGCUCAUCGGCGCUCAAGAUAGUCUGAUGCGCGAGAGCGAGGUGGAGAUCUUGACGCUGGAAGUGUGGCACAAUGCGUGCCCAUUCUUGGUUGUGCGUGGAGUCAAGUCGCAAAGGUACCAGGGAUCGCCAGACGUGCUGGACGGUACGCGCAUUCAUCCGGAAAACUACAGAUAUGCCAGGUUCAUUGCGUUUGACGCGCUGCAGAAGAACGAGGAGGAUUUGGAUCCGAACGAACAUCCCUCUCAGUUUUGCUCGGAACUGCUCAGGGAUCAGCGUCGCGAGGCAAAGGUGUCGACGAUAGAUUUGAGCGACUACGAGGCGAAGCUUUUGCAAGAGCAGCAGGACAAGGGCGAGACGCCCAGCAGGAAGCUCACCCUGCUCAACAUGGUUGCUCGGGAACUGGUCUAUCCGUGCGUGGAUGCGCGGGCCGCUUUUGUGCGCCCGACUUCGGACGCCUUGUUGUCUUCCCUCACGGGCGAAACGAGCCAAACACUGUCUGGCAUUGUGGCCGUCACUGUGGUCAGCGUGCAGCCGGAGCACGUCAUCGUUCGACUAGCUUCGGGCAUCGAGGGCACAAUCAAUGGCGAGUACCUCAGGCCAUACCCUAGCGAGUACUACCAGAUGGAACAGAUCCGACCUCCUUCGUUGCGGGACAUUGUCAAGCCGAUGCAGACCAUCAAUGCUCAGAUCAUUGAUGUGGACAAGGACACUUUUCGCGUCGAACUCACUGCGAGACCAGACCACUUGGAAAAUGCGGCGGCGCAUCCUAGCGGUAGAGCAGUCCUGCCUGAUCAACGAUACUUUGACCACGAAGCGGCGGCGAUGGCAAAGGCCAAAGCGGAGGAUGAGGUGCGACGAAAGAUGAAUUUGAGAAAUGUCAGAUCCAUCAAUCAUCCGUACUACAAGAACUUCAACUCGACUCAGGCCGAACAAUACUUGGCCGACUCCAAAUUUGAUAUCGGAGAAGCAAUCGUCAGACGAAGUUCAAAAGGCAGCGACCAUCUGGCGGUGACGUGGAAGGUUGCGCCUGGUGUAUUCCAGCACGUUGGUGAGUGCCAGAUGAGAGCUUGCUCGAGGCGGCAAAAAGUUGAAGGCCAUGCGCUACUUGCACGCACUUUGCAGAUGUCCUCGAGCUGGACAAGGAAAACGAGUACGAGUUGGGCCGAACGCUGCGCGUCGGCAAUAUGGGCUCGUACUCGGACAUCGACGAGCUGUUGGUCGGUCACAUUGCCCCGAUGGCUGCGAUGGUGAGGCAACUGCUUCAUCACGAAAAGUACCAAGGCGAGGAAGCGCAAUUGGGUGAGUCGUGCGCGCCAACCUCCUCCUCUUCAUACCGCCCUCACACUUUUUGCUUUCUCACGCAUUUUUUGCCAUGCAAGAUCAAGUCCUGAUCAGCUUUACGCAAGCAAAUCCGAACCGCAGCACGUACGGUUUUGCAUUGGACCGGAAGCGCCCUGGCGCGUUUAUUUUGGGCUUUAAAGCGAAUAGGGAUGCAAAGAUUCAAAAAUGGCCCGUCAAGGUGCUACCUGGUCGUUUCAAGCUGCUCGAGACGGACCAUUUGCCCAACGUUACGGCGCUGUGUGAGUAGUGCGGGCGUCGGUAGACGGAUUGUUGAGGUGCUGCUUUCCCCCUUGCUGACAUGGCAUCUCCGCGCGCCGAUCCUUGUAGGCAACUCGUUCAAAUCGCAAUACACCUCGAUGGUAGGCAUGCAGCGCGGAGGCAGGACUCCAGGUGGAGGUCUCGGCGGCGCUACUCCGCGCGCAUUGGGUAUGGGCACCACACCCUACGGAGCUGGGCUUGGCUCUGCGACUCCUGGUGGGCCGCUAGGCGGACGCACGCCUGGACGUUACGCGGCGUACGGUGCUGGAUCUGCUACUCCUGGCGCGCUGGGAAUGCGAACACCGUACGGUGCAGCAGCUGCGACGGGCUCCAUGACGCCCGGCGCUGCUGCUGCUGCUGCUGCUCGGCUGGGCGGCACUGGGCAGACGCCAAAUCCCUACGCAGCAGCAGCAGCAGCAGGAGCAGGAUCAGCAAGCGUCUCGCGCACGCCGAAUCCGUAUGCGCGAACGCCCAAUCCUUAUGGAGCGCCCGCCACUCCGCAGCAUCAACAUCAGCCUCAGCAUCAGCAGCAAGGAGGACCAUUUGGAGCAUCAAGACCUGGCGCGCCUCCGUCAGCUCCGAUGGGCUUUGCAGCAAUGCCACCUGGCGCUCCGCCCGCACCUCCUCCAGGCUUUCCCAACGCUCAACCUCCCGGUCCUCCUCCUUCCCGACCGCCUUCAAACGUGCAUCCCGACAGGUGGGCUAUGCAGCAGGGAGGCGCUUACUAA